GAAAUCCCAAUGCCCGAGAGAGGCAGUGGAAGCUACUGAGAAAGCAAAGUCAGUACAGAGCAGACAAGCAAAGGUGCGUCACCUUACCACAAGAAACUACAUGGUACUAGGAGGAUAGGAUCAAUUUCAUCCAGGAUCCUUCCUAACCUGUGUUGGUGGAGCAGAAGUAAAGACCUUCCUCGUUCUGGGAUUAAGGAAAUGGAAACAGUGCAUCAGGAAGUCCUGGCUUGAUUCAGUGGACACUUUCAGUUUGAUGCAUUAUUCCUUGUUCUAGCUUUGGCAGUGCAACCACUUCACAGACUGACAGCAUGGAGAAACUCUCAGGCAAAGACAAGGAGCUGAUCCGGGACAGCUGGGAGAACCUCGGCAAGAACAAGGUCCCACAUGGCAUUGUCAUGUUUACGAGGCUUUUUGAGCUGGACCCAACUCUGCUAUCCCUGUUCAACUACAAAACCAAAUGUGGAGUCGUGCCAGAGUGCCUCUCCAGCCCAGAGUUCCUGGAGCAUGUCACCAAGGUGAUGUUGGUGAUUGACGCAGCUGUCAGCCAUCUUGAUGACUUGCAUACUUUGGAGGACUUUUUGUUGAACCUGGGCAAGAAGCACCAAGCUGUUGGCGUCAAAACCCAGUCCUUCGCUGUGGUUGGAGAGGCUCUGCUCUACAUGUUGCAGUGCAGUUUGGGUGCAGGCUACACAGCUGCACUGCGUCAGGCCUGGCUCAACAUGUACAGUAUUGUGGUGUCUGCCAUGACUAGAGGCUGGGCCAAAAAUGGAGAACACGAGUCCAAUUGAGCAGCAGCAGAAGAUAAAGUAAGAAUUACACUGAAACUAGGUCAAUCAGUGGCAGACAUGCAGCUGCUUUGUAUUGUAGCUUGGGCAGAGAAGACAUUAUACCAGAUGUGGUUAAGCAAGUUUAGGUGCUGACUGCCUAAAUAUCACUAGUGUAUGCCAUCUGAUCUUUUUCUAGAGAGUGGUUAGAGAAGAUGAAAGCUUUGGGGGCAAUAAUUUGUAGGUUGUGUGGAUCUUUUGAAGCUGAGACAACAUGGGGGGUAGGUUAAAGGUGAUGCUUCAUGACUGGAACUUGCCUUGUAUAUAAUGGCUCGAUGUGUAUCCUCAAACUAUCUGUAAUGGCUGUUGUGCUGUUUGUGAUGUUUUUUACUUGAGUCUCAUGAAACAGAGAUUUGACUAUGCACCAGUUGGCCUGUACAACAUGGAGCUGAAAGGCAUGUCGAGACCGCUCUCAAAGCUCCUUUGGAAAACCACAUACUACAAAGCUCCCGUAAUGUUCUAUCUCAUUGUCCAAUAAACUGAUAGCCUGUGUAAUGUAAAUUCUAUUCUAGCACAGUAAAUUAGCCAGAUUCAAAUGGUAGUAUAUUGCUUAAUCUACAUGAGGUGCACAGAUCCUUUUUUCAGUAUGACAAGUAAGCAGUCAUUGAAGGUGAUAAAGAAUGGUUUGAAAAAAGACAGAUCAUCAGUAUCAAUAUUACUGCAAUGAAUGAAUGAUAAUGACUGUUACAGAAGAUUUCCCACAAGAUAACAAAGACUGUUAGUUAUUCUGUGCCACGUUACUACCGUACAUAUUCAUAUUUCAUACAGUUAUUUUUAUACACUCACAGAAGACUUGGCCAGACUGUUACUUACCAUGAAGAGACUGUUAUAUCAUGUAUAGAUGAUCCAGCAGCAGUGACAGAUCUCCUCACUGGUUCAGAAUAGGGGGUGGUACAUUAAUCACCAGUGCAAUUGAAUUCUAAGACCUUGACAUAAUAAAGAUUAAGUUUGAAUUAGUUUAUUUUAACCAACACUGCAUCUGAAUGCCAGUUCUUGUAUAUUUUUUGUUUUAUAUCGCUUGCACACUGUAACAAAGGGAUUGCAAUCAUGUUUGUUUGCAUAAAUAUGAGCCGUAAGAAGUUAAAAGCGAUGAUUUCCUUUUGCUGCUACAAAUAGAGUAUCAAAGUAUCUUAAUAGCACUAUCAUAACAUUGUUCAAUUACUUUAGGAAAUGUUGCUACAUUUAAACUUAUAAUGCCAAGUAUUUUAAUAUGUGCCAACCGACAAUGACAUUGUGUUAAGCAUAUAGUGGAGAGUGGGGCACAACCUAACAUACUUUGUUUUUUGCUAUCCUCUAUAAAAUCUAUACACAUUUCUGCUACAAAUGACAAUGUAAACUUUGCUUUCAAUACCUAUUCAGUCAGUUCAGCCUAAAGUGGCAGGAGUGCAAACUUCAUUUUUCUGAUUAAUCUGUGCAUAAAGCAAAACAACCAAAAAAAAAACAACUUUUGAAUUUAUAUGAACAACUUUAGCAAUAUUCUGCGAGGUUAGCUGCAGAAAAAACACUAUUUAAAUAAUCAAUUAGUCAUGGUGUUCAUUUUUCAUUAGGCUAAUUAAAAUACAAGGCUUACAUAGUUUCUGUGUGGUUAAUCAUAUCAUCUACUAAAAGUCAUACACUAACAGUACAAUCUCAUCAGAUACCUGAACAGGAAAAACCAUGCACAUGAUGAACAAUAUUUUCUGAUACAUAUGCCAACGCUGCUCAUUCUAAACCAAAACAGAAUUAGCUCAAAGACUAAAUGCACUUUUCACUAUGGUUUUAAUCAGAUAUUAGUGUCUUAUUAUAGCUGUUUUUUGCUAUCAACGAAUAAUCUCUCUCAUACUUGCACCUGGCCAUUGUGCCUGAUGAUGCUCAGUUUUAUGUGUCAUACAACAAAUUGUCUUUGCAGUGCUACCAUUGUUUUAGAUGAAGCGCAAAUGUCAACACACCAACUGAUUGAUAAAAUUAUUCAUUCAAAAUUAUACAAACAAUUUCUUAAAUUAAACUGAAAUUAACCAUAAUUUCAGCUAGUUAUUGCAGCCCUAGGUUCGACUAACUCCACCACAUUAGCCUGGCUAGCUCUCAGUAAAUUUCCUUGCUUCAAAAUGAUGCUACUAAGAUGGAGAUAAAAUAAUGUGGGUGUGAAUUUGAUGACUUACACACCUCAGUUAUUGAAAAACACAUUUAAGAUGAAAAAUGUCACUUUAAUAGUACAAAAAUUUCAGGUCAUCAGGUUGAAUCUCAAGAGGUGUCUGACUGCUGUCAAAAUAUGCAUGUUAUGUUUUAUCCCGCAUUAGAUUAUGCCCCGCUCUCCCCUAGUCUACAACUUCACCAAGACUAAGUUACUGAUCAAUUGCUUACGUCUUGGUUCUCUGUAUCAUACCAACUACUGUAUUUAUAACCUAUUUUUGUAUUUAAGUGUGUAUGUGGAUAGAUAAUAUGGUAUAUUGUCACUACUCGGUGGUGCUGUAUGACUUUUUUGUGUAAACAUAUGUUUUUCCUCUUAGAUUUAACAGAUUUAAAACUGGCUUUCCAGUAACUAUUGAGAUGUCAUUGACUCUCAGUACAGAAAGUAAUCUUGAAUUGAUUUAAUGUAUCUGACAGGCACAUACUCUCAAUCUUUUUGGAAUGUUAAAUCAACGUAAGCAGUGUUUUAAGGUGUAAAUAUUCUUAUGGCACUAAGCACACUUGUUGUGGUCCAUAUCUAUUUAUUCCUUGAUGUGUUGUGUGAGUGUAAUGCUGUAUUUGAUCCAGUAUUCUUUAUUCUCUUGGUAUUCUGUAACUGAAGUGUCUGGAUGUCUACCUCACUUAUGUAGCUGCUAAAGAACAGCGAUGAUAUGACCUGACUCCUCAACCAAAAAUACUGAUGCUUCACAAACACUGUACAUCUUCUGUUUCUUCAAGCAAACAGGCUGUAACUCAGACUCUGUCAUGAUUCAUUUGGAGCUCAUGUGUUCAAAUAACAUGAAUAAAGUUUAUUACAUGUGUCA
This is a messenger RNA of Pygocentrus nattereri (red-bellied piranha), 3793 nucleotides long. RefSeq names its product neuroglobin (gene ngb). Bases 309 to 788 code for a protein of 159 amino acids. NCBI's taxonomy places the organism in Eukaryota, Metazoa, Chordata, Actinopteri, Characiformes, Serrasalmidae. The record is from RefSeq and is a predicted model, not a curated record. Gene Ontology annotation, molecular function: oxygen binding; heme binding. The transcript has 5 exons.